Molecule: messenger RNA, 2853 nt
Organism: Suncus etruscus (white-toothed pygmy shrew)
Lineage: Eukaryota; Metazoa; Chordata; Mammalia; Eulipotyphla; Soricidae
Product: ubiquitin carboxyl-terminal hydrolase 15-like
Exons: 1
Coding region: 1-2853 (950 amino acids)
Biological process (GO): protein deubiquitination
Molecular function (GO): cysteine-type deubiquitinase activity
Source: RefSeq, a predicted model, not a curated record
AUGGCGGAAAGUGGAGCGAUGGAGCUGGAUAUUCAGCGUUCUGACAUCGUGAAGCUGCUCAAUUUCGCACUCCGGAAAGGUGACACAUGGUACUUAGUUGCUAGUUGCUGGUUCAAACAGUGGAAAAAAUAUGUUGGCUUUGACAAUUGGGAUAAAUACCAGAUGGGAGAUCAAAACGUAUAUCCGGGGCCGAUUGAUAACUCUGUACUUCUCAAAGAUGGCGAUGCCCGGUCACUUAAGAAACAUCUUAUUGAUGAAUUGGAUUACGUAUUAUUACCAACCAAGGGCUGGAAUAAGCUUGUUAGCUGGUACACUUUGAUGGAAGGCCAAGAACCAAUAGCACGAAAGGUGGUUGAACACGGUAUGUUUAUAAAGCACUGCAAAGUAGAAGUGUAUCUCACAGAACUGAAACUUUGUGAAUAUGGCAACAUGAAUGAUGUUGUAACUAGAAGAUUUAGCAAAGCUGACACAAUAGAUACAGUUGAAAGGGAAAUAAGAAAAACCUUCAAUAUUCCAGAUGAAAAGCAGAUUAGAUUGUGGAACAAAUACAUGAGUGAUACAUUUGAGCCACUGAAUAAACCAGAUGGCACUAUUCAGGAUAAUGGUUUAUACCAAGAACAGGUGUUAGUGAUAGAACAGAAAAAUGUAGACGGAACUUGGCCAAGGGAUCCUUCUACUCCUAAUGUGAAAAACUCAAAGUAUUCUCAUCCAUCAUAUACUGCUUAUAAGAAAUCUGAUUAUUCAGAACCUGGAAGAAAUAAUGAACAGCCAGGUCUCUGUGGCCUAAGUAACUUGGGAAAUACUUGUUUCAUGAACUCAGCUAUUCAGUGUUUGAGCAACAUACCUUCACUUACUGAAUAUUUCCUCAGUGAUAAGUAUCAGGAAGAGCUGAAUUUUGAUAAUCCCUUAGGAAUGGGAGGUGAAAUAGCUAAAUCUUAUGCUGAACUUAUUAAGCAAAUAUGGUCUGGAAAAUUUAGCUCCGUCAAGCCAACUGCCUUUAAGACAAAAGUAGGACGUUUUGCACCGCAGUUCUCUGGAUACCAGCAGCAGGACUGUCAAGAAUUGUUAGCUUUCCUAAUAGAUGGUCUACAUGAGGAUUUGAAUAGGAUUAAGAAAAAAACAUACAUACAAUUAAAGGAUGCUGAUGGUAGGCCAGAUAAGGUGGUUGCUGAAGAAACCUGGGAAAAUCACUUAAAAAGAAAUGACUCUAUCAUAGUAGAUCUAUUUCAUGGCCUUUUCAAAUCAACUUUAGUAUGUUCUGAGUGUUCAAAGAUGUCAGUAACAUUUGAUCCCUUUUGUUACUUGACACUUCCAUUAUCGAUGAAGAAAGAACAUUCAGUAAAUGUUUACUUAGUUAGAAUGGAUCCAUUUACCAAACCUAUGCAGUACAAAGUGGUUGUCCCCCAGACUGGAAACAUACAAGAUCUUUGUACAGCAUUGUCUACUUUGUCAGGUGUACUUGAAGAUACGAUGAUAGUUACUGCUAUAUACAGUCAUAGAUUUCACAGAAUAUUUACUGUGGAUGAAAAUCUUAGCAGUAUUAUGGAACGAGAUGAUAUUUAUGUGUUUGAAAUUAACAUCAAUAUGACAGAAGAUACAAAGCAUGCGAUUAUUCCUGUUUGCCUAAGAGAAAAAAUUAGACAUUCAAGUUCCACAAACCGUACUCGUUAUUCAUAUUUUGGGCAGCCUUUUCUUAUGGCAGUACCACGAGAUAAUACUGAAGAUGAACUCUAUAAUAUCCUUCUUUUGAGAAUGUGGCGAUAUGUCAAAAUAUACACUGAAACUGAAGAAACUGAAGGAUCCCUACACUGCUGCAAGGACCAAAGCAGAGGGAAUGGCUCAACUGGCAUACAUGAAGAAGGCUCACCAAGUGAAAUGGAAACCAAUAAGCCUGAUGAUGAAUCCAGCCAAGAUCAAGAACUUCUCUCUGAGAAUGAAAACAGGCAAUCUGAAGAUUCAGUUGGAGGAGACAGUGAUUCGGAAAAUGGAUUAGGUACUGAGGAGACUUGCAAAGGUCAACUCACGGGACAUAAAAAAAGAUUGUUUACAUUCCAGUUCAACAACUUACUCAAUACUAAUAUUAACAUCAAAGAUGACACCAGGCAUAUAAGAUUUGAUGAUAGGCAGCUAGAGCUAGAUAAAAGAUCUUUUCUUGCAUUGGAUUGGGAUCCUGAUUUGAAAAAAAGACACUUUAAUGAAAAUGCUGCUGAAGAGUUUGAGAAACAUGAAAGUAUGGAAAAUAAACCUCCAAAAAAAUCUUUUGUGGAAUUAAAAGAUUGCAUUGAACUUUUUACAACAAAGGAAAUGCUAGGUGCUGAAAAUCAUUGGUAUUGUUCAAAUUGUAAAGAAAAUCAGCAAGUCACAAAGAAAUUAGAUUUAUGGUCACUGCCUCCAGUACUUGUGAUACAUCUCAAACGAUUUUCUUACAGUGAACACACGAGAGAAAAAUUGGAUAUCUUAGUUGAUUUUCCUAAAAGUGACUUGGAUAUGUCAGAAUUCCUAAUUAGUCCAAAUGCAGGUCCUUGCCGCUAUAAUUUGAUUGCUGUUUCCAACCACUAUGGAGUGAUAGGAGGAGGACAUUAUACUGCUUUUGCAAAAAAUAAAGAUGAUGGGAAAUGGUACUACUUUGAUGACACUAAUGUCUCCACAGCAUCCGAAGAUAAAAUUGUGUCCAAAGCAGCGUACCUGCUCUUCUACCAGAGACAAGACACUUUCAGCGGAACUGACUUUUCCCCUCUUGAUCGUGAAACUAAAGAUGCUUCUGAUGCCACAUGCAUCCUAACAGAAAGGGAUGAAGAUAGCAAUGAUAAUGACACUGAUAGAGAAAAUGAAAACUGUAUGCACACUGACUAA